Messenger RNA from Diprion similis, 2025 nucleotides. Its product is annotated as katanin p60 ATPase-containing subunit A-like 2. The coding region runs from base 196 to 1689 and encodes 497 amino acids. The transcript has 8 exons. Lineage: Eukaryota; Metazoa; Arthropoda; Insecta; Hymenoptera; Diprionidae. The record is from RefSeq and is a predicted model, not a curated record. Gene Ontology annotation, molecular function: protein binding; ATP binding; ATP hydrolysis activity.
GAUCGAAACGUGCUAUUCAAUAUAGGGGUAACUUCCCUGUCGCUGUGGUAACGGAAACAAGUUCAUUCCUUCAAAACAAUUUUGUUCUCCUUGCACCAUCCUUCGCAGCCAUAGUCAAAUUGUACACAGUUUUAUCAAUUUUAUUAAUCAUCAUUUACCCGACACCGAGCAACGGAGUGGACGCGAUUUUAACUAAUGGCUGAUUAUCUGUCAUCUUACUCGAGCAGCAAAAUAGCUCACGUAGCCAGAGAGAAGGAGGAAAAACGUUCCCAAGAGAGGCGGAGAAGUCUGAUGUAUCUGAUCGCGGAGUUUCUGCGGGAACAAGGAUGUAUAGAUACGGUCGAAUCGCUGGUCAAAGAGGCUCAACUCUCGGGAGACUAUCAAGUCUGCGACAACAUCGAUUUGGAUACUGUUCUCGUUGAAUUUUCGGACUACCAUUAUGCCAAGUACAACAAAUACCCAAAGAUAUGUAAAAAAGUUGAGGGAAUAGCCUGCAAUAACGCUGUUAACAUUAAUCCGAUUAAGAAGGAGAAGAUCAAUAAAAACUUUCGGAAACCAUCAGACGUGCAGCCAACCGAGCUGUCCAAAAGUAAACCCUUACCGAAAGUGAAUAAUUUGCAAGCUGCGGCUGAGCCAAACUUCGGUAUCACUGUGACCCCAGUCUUCCAAUGUCCUGAAAAUGCAGAACAUGUUAAUGUAUCGGUCGUCAACGAGGAUGCCGCACACUUUACCAAAGAACGAAUCCUGAAACCUAUUGGUAACUUGUAUCAGCUCGGCACAGAAUGGAGGGAUAUGGCGGAUACGAUAUCCAGGGAUAUCGUAAUGACGGACUUGAACGUUCAUUGGGACGACAUCGAAGGCUUGAAGGAGUGCAAGAGUUUACUGAAAGAGGCUACGGUGUACCCAAUGAAAUAUCCCGAGCUUUUUGGGGGCAAGCUAGCUCCAUGGCAAGGAAUCCUUUUAUACGGCCCUCCAGGAACCGGUAAAACUAUGCUGGCUAAAGCUGUUGCUACUGAGUGCAAGACUACAUUUUUCAACAUUUCGUCAACUUCAAUCAUCAGCAAAUGGAGAGGAGACUCGGAAAAGCUAGUUCGAAUCCUUUUCGACCUCGCAGAACAUCAUGCCCCAGCGGUAAUAUUCAUCGACGAAGCUGACUGGGUGGCUGGUAGUCACGCGGAUGUGACAUCCUUGAAGUGCUCGGACCCAGCCAGACGUUUCCGAGCAGAACUGCUGGCCAGAAUGGACGGACUUGUUUCAUCGAAGAGUCAAAUUCUACUUCUGGCUGCCACAAAUUCACCCUGGGAACUGGAUGCCGCGCUUCUUCGUCGACUUGAGAAACGGAUUCUCGUUGACCUACCGGAUGUGAAAAGUCGUUUUGAAUUUCUUCGAUCAUACGUCCACAUCGACCUCCUUCAAGACAAAGACUUUUUCGAACUGGUACAAAAAACCGAGGGUUACUCCUGCGCCGACUUAAAGUUGAUAUGUAAAGAGGCAUGGAUGAUGCAGUUACGCCCGAUUUGGCAAAUGCUUGAGGAAAACAAAAUCGUACGCGGGGAAGUUGGAAAAAUUCAUCAUGGGGCCAUUAGUAAAUUGAACUACCUCCAGAUAGCUUUAGAUCGAAUUAAGCCCACAGCGAAGCACAUUGCGAACAUGUACAAGCAGUGGAAGGAAAAAUUUGGUGCAUCCUAAUUAUAAUAAUGUUCUAAACUGACCAAACAGAGUACUUUGGGGUCAAGCGUAUAUUGAUCGAAGGUAAACAUUCACAUGUUCACUUGUUUACUGCGUCGAAAAGUGGAAUAUGAAUACUACAAAGUAGAAAACCAAGUAAACCCACCGCACAGAAGACGAAAAUGCACUCUGAUGGAAUUGAUAUUACGCAACUUCGAAAUAAUUAUAUUAUCAUGCAUAUUCAAUAGAAUCCGUGUAACAUGGAGCCUGAAUAAGACGUGACCAUUUUAAAAUUGAACUUUAAAAGUAAAAAAAAUAUAUGUACACCUACGCAAUUUCUAUAAAGUUGACACUUCG